AUGGCUGGAGGAAUCGGAAAAUGCAGUAAGAUCCGUCACAUUGUGAGACUCCGGCAGAUGCUACGACGGUGGCGCGAUCAAGCGCGGUUGUCUUCUUUCAGCCGGUGUGUACCGUCCGAUGUACCAUCAGGACACGUGGCGGUCUACGUUGGAAGAAGGUGCAGGAGAUUUGUGGUGCGCGCGACGUAUCUGAACCAUCCCGUUUUAAGGGAUCUUCUGGUUCAAGCCGAGGAAGAGUUCGGUUUCGUUAACCAAGGUCCGUUGGUUUUCCCUUGUGAAGAAUCGGUUUUCGAGGAAUCGAUUCGGUUUAUAUCCCGGUCUGAUUCGACUCGGUCAAGACGGUUUACUUGUCCUGAUGAUUUCCAGAAGAAUUGCCACGUGGAGAUCAGAAACAAGCUUGAUCUUUGGAUUGAAUCUCGACCGUUGCUUCACGGCGAAAAAGCAAUAUGGUGA
Messenger RNA from Arabis nemorensis, 453 nucleotides. Lineage: Eukaryota; Viridiplantae; Streptophyta; Magnoliopsida; Brassicales; Brassicaceae. The record is from the annotation of a GenBank genome assembly.